CAAGUUACAAAACGGUGACUGGCGAGACAAAAAAAAAGACGAGGUUGGUCUUAAGAGCAGCUUGAGAAUGAGCCAGCCCCCGAACUGACCUCUCGGAAUUCCUCCAGUGAGCUCACCAGUGUUUUUCCUCAUAUAACGGUGACACACCAACAAUGGAGAACUACAGGCUGUUCCUCUCUCUGCUGGUUUUCGCCUUUGCUGUUGGCUUCGUCUCGGUAGUUUUCGUCCUCAGAUGGGUUCUGCACUUCCGUGAGGGGCUUGGAUGGGAUGGAGGAGCGGCCGAGUUCAACUGGCAUCCUCUUUUGGUUGUGAUCGGCUUUAUUUUUCUACAAGGAAUUGCAAUUGUUGUGUACAGGCUCCCAUGGACGUGGAAGUGCAGUAAGUUGAUGAUGAAGUUCAUUCAUGCAGGCCUGAAUGUGCUGGCCUUCAUCCUGGCUGCUAUUUCUCUGGUAGCAGUGUUUGACUUUCAUAACACAAAGAACAUUCCCAACAUGUACAGCCUGCACAGCUGGGUAGGGUUAACUGCUAUCAUACUGUACUCGCUACAGAUUGUACUGGGCAUUGGCAUCUACCUCCUUCCUAUAAGCCCAGUACACUUGCGAGCUGCAUUUAUGCCUAUACAUGUGUACAGUGGCCUGUUUAUCUUUACCAGUGUGAUUGCUGCUGCUCUCAUGGGCAUUACUGAGAAGCUCAUAUUUGCCCUGAAAAAUCCAGCAUAUAAAGAUUCUCCUGAAGAGGCCACAUUUGUUAAUGUCCUUGGUUUGCUAAUAAGCAUGUUUGGGGGACUUAUUCUCUGGAUCGCUACCCGUCCUUCAUGGAAGAGACCCAGUGAGCAGGUCCUCCGCUCGCAGCACAGCAGGGAGCCCACACAAGCAGGAACCAAAGUGAGCACAGCCAUGUCUGAGAGACCAGACACAGAGCCCAGCAGUGAGGCUCAUGGAAGAAAUGCAAAAAUGUAAGAUUCAGGAUCAGCAGUCUAAAAGAGGUAAAGUAGGAGGAAGUGUCUAUCUGCUGAGCUCAUCAUUUCAAAGCAAAAAAAAAACUUUAAUAUUCCUUCAAACAAAGUCCAAGAUUAUUUUUUAACAGAGGUGUUUUAUUCUAAGGCUAAUUUUACACUGUUACCAAUGUUAAAUGUAUUUUCCAGAAGGAGAAUGUUUGAAUGUCAUACUAUUGUAAGGGUUAUUUUUAUACUUUUUUAUAGGGAUAAAAGGGAUAAUGCAGUGGUCAGUACAGUAUUUCCUCACAAGAAUGCCUUUAUGGUUCCUAUUAAACUUGUCACCUUUCUAUGAUGCAUCUAUGCUGACAUUACAAAUUCUAAAUGGAAUAUUAUGGCGCAAAUUGAACACUAUUCAAUUCUAGUGAAGUUAUUGAAACAUUUUCUUGUUGUAUUAUUACUUUUAGCAAAUAUCCACUUAUGAAAUUGCACUAACAUCAUUUUACUAUAGUUAAGUUCUACAACAGUUACAAAAUAUUCAAUAACUGGAAAAGCGUAUGUUACUUUUACAGUAGUACAUUGUCCCAAAAGGUCAUUUUUGGUUGUGAAAAAUGUUCUGAGACUUUGAUGUGUUUACAUUUUUGUUGGUUAGUUUUGUGUCUGUUAGAGCAUUGUGAUUGUUUUUGGGGAAAGGGGACUUUUGCACAAGUUGAGGUCUGAAAACACUUAGGCUUAGAAUCUGAUUAUGUGCAGCAGCUGUACACUGCAGCAAGCAAGAUAUGCUGCUUUUUUACUGUCUUAGCAGAUCCAUGUGUUUAAAUGCUGGAUUGCUGACAUGCUUUGCUUUAAGAAGGAAUGAAAGCAUUUACCCUUUCAGUGUCUUUCUGCUCAAAACCACAUCCAAAUGUGUGCAGUAUAUCCAGGCCUUCAUGCGAAUGACCUUGUAUUACAUAAUCAUACAAGAAAAUCAGCAUUGUUUAGAGAGUUAUUUGCUAUAUUUUUAUGAUUUUCCAAGAUCAAUAAAAUAUUCUGUAAUUUC
Messenger RNA from Pygocentrus nattereri (red-bellied piranha), 1973 nucleotides. Its product is annotated as cytochrome b reductase 1. The transcript is spliced from 4 exons. Gene Ontology annotation, cellular component: lysosomal membrane. Gene Ontology annotation, molecular function: oxidoreductase activity. Lineage: Eukaryota; Metazoa; Chordata; Actinopteri; Characiformes; Serrasalmidae. The record is from RefSeq and is a predicted model, not a curated record. The coding region runs from base 153 to 959 and encodes 268 amino acids.